This is a messenger RNA of Chelonia mydas (Green sea turtle), 4249 nucleotides long. It is a transcript of the gene AFTPH, whose product is annotated as aftiphilin. Gene Ontology annotation, molecular function: clathrin binding. Lineage: Eukaryota; Metazoa; Chordata; Testudines; Cheloniidae. The transcript has 13 exons. Bases 559 to 3291 code for a protein of 910 amino acids. Gene Ontology annotation, cellular component: trans-Golgi network membrane; AP-1 adaptor complex. The record is from RefSeq and is a predicted model, not a curated record. Gene Ontology annotation, biological process: intracellular transport.
UUGGUCGCGUUGCAUGCUGGGAGGAAUGGACUAAGUGGGCGGUGGGGGCUGGGUCGGACCGAGGAGGGUUCUGUUGCUUCGGGCUUUGACAUGGAGUCCCCCUGAGGGCGGCCGCCCCGGGAGGCCCCAGAUAACACCCGCCUGGUCCCUGUGCGGAGCUACCCUCCGCCCGGCCAUGCCAGGCCCAGCCGCCCCUGCAGGAGGCCGGAGAUUUCUGUCCCCACCAAAAGGGUGAGGGGAACCUUCUGAAUUUCACUCUGCUCCCACAGAUGAGUUAAGGUUGCUGCAACACUGAGGUAGUGUAGUGAUGGAACCCACUUCUCAGCCCUUUGCUGCUUCUCUGCCAAUCAGAUGGACCACUGAAUUGUAUAAGUUUGAGUCCAGUGGUUAAUUGGGCCAAGAGAGGGAUGGCAGCCCUCGGAUCACUCAGGCUUGAUCUACAUUACAGAGUUAGGUCAACGUAAGGCAGCUUAUGUCAACCUACUUAUGUCAGUGUACACACUACAGCCUUCCUCCCACCGAUAUAUAAAUUAACCUUCUUCUAAAAGGAAUUAAACAAUGGAACCAGACAUAAUUCGGAUGUACUCUUCUUCCCCUCCACCACUUGACAAUGGCGCUGAUGAUGAUGAUGAUGAAUUUGGGGAAUUUGGUGGAUUCUCUGGUGUUGGCACUUCUGGCGUAGGUUUUGCUGAUUUUGAUGCACCAGACUACUGUAAUUCAAAGGAGGAAUUUAUACCCACAAACCAUUUUAUGCCAAUUCAUGAUUACUCUGACAAUGGAGAUAGCCUUGCAACUUUUAACUCUGUUAAAAAUGGUAAAGUUAAAGACUGCACUGCAGAACUUCCUAAACCCGCUAAAGAACUCUCUGAUAUAUCAACUAAUACCAGCAAAGAAAAAUGUAAAUCUAGAACUUCAGGUACUUCCUUUGAUGUAAAUCUGGAAGAUGUAAAGAGAAUAGGGGAACAAAAAGAGAACAUUGGGAAAGCAGAGGGUUUCUCCUCUGAAGGCAUUAGAACUGAUAUGAAAGUUACAGGCCAGGACCAGCAAAUAGACACUUGUAAUGGUGAGAAACUCCCAUGUCUAGAGAUUCUAACAAAUGGUUUUGCAGCACUGGAUUCUGUAAAUCCUCAGGGAAUAGAAGAUCUGGACAGCGUCAGUGACUCAAAGGGACGAAAAACUACUAGCACUCAUAGCACUGAGUUAAGUUUAGACUCUUUGCCUAGCCCAGCUGAGGAUUUUGCAGAUUUUGCUGCAUUCUCAAACAAUGAAACAAUCCAUUUAGAAGAACCAGGACAUAAAAUAUGCAAAGUUUUUAAUGAAAGAGAAGCACUGAAUGUACAGGAAAACCAUAUAAUAAAUAGAGUGGCUCAACAAAGUAUUACGAAGGAAGUGUCUUCAGAUAGAAGCUAUGAAUAUGAAGGAGAGAUUUACACUGAAGAUGAGCAGGCUUGCAUUUCAGAAACCAGUUUAGUAGAUGAUGAAGUUGGUAGUAAUUGUGAGCAAGACCCUACAGCACUGGAACAUAAUGACUUCAUCAUUUGUAGCACACCUCAAACAACUGAAAUUUCAAUGGGCACUACUGAAAAUGCAGAAAACACUGGAAGGCGAAAAUAUUGUGACAUUGGGAACAGCAAAGAACUUGAUUUUUCUAGGGCUAAUGAUUCUUCAGAAACAGAAAGUAUCAACUUUACUAAAAUUCAAAACCCCACCAGUGAUCCUGCAGAAGAAACUGAUUUGGGUGAUUCUGAAGAUGUAAAGAAUGGUGAAAGUAGCAUUGAAUUUCUGUCUUGUAGUGAUACAAAUGAAAAUGAUUUUUGCACAGUCAGUGGUGCAUCUCCCGCUUUUAUUAGCGAUACUCAAGAGUCAGUGAAUGAUUUAAGUUUAGAAGAAUCUUCUGAACAAUCUGCACACUUCAGUGAGCCAAGUGGUGAAUUUGGUGAUUUUAGGGAUAUAAGUAUUGUGUUAACUGUUGACAAACAAAGGUUAGGUCACUCUGAACUAAAUCAGACAUUAGAAUAUAGAGCUACCAAUAUGCUUUCUGACUUGGAAGUCCCACCUCUUGCUGAGUUGGAAAAUGGAGAGAAUAGUGAAUUUGGAGAGUUUGAUUCAGUGCCAAAACCUCAAGAUGAGUGCAGUGCUAUUCAGGACUCUGAUGACUUUGCAGACUUUAGUUCAGCUGGGUGUAACGAAGCUGCAGAAUGGAAUGCUUUUGAAGAUGAACAGAAAGAAAGCUGUUGUUGGGCUGCUUUUGGAGAUGAACAAGCUGCUGAAUCUCAUUAUAGAAAAGAGACAUGGCAGUCACAUAGGACAGAUCCAUCUCUUAGUAUUGGCAGCCCAGUGAUCCAUCAGACUGACGGUGUUGCUUUGGCAUCUUUAGAGGGAGCUGUCAGUCGGCAAGAAUCAGCACCUUCAAUUCAGACAACGUUGCUAAGCCGUUUGGAGCGAAUGUUUGAAGUUUGCUUUCCUUCCAUACCUGUUCUUGAAACAGAAGAAGAGAUAAUUUCCUUGAGCCUUUUUCUGGAAGCAAGCAACAAACAGAUGAGAACAGGGGAGACUUUGGCAAACAGUGGGGAACUUAUGGAAGUGUGGACAGAGCUGCAGGAUAUCCAUGAUUCGUAUGGAUUGAGAUAUCAGUGGGGUGGCUCCCACAGCAACAAAAAGCUUUUAUGCUCCUUGGGAAUCGACACAAGAAAUAUUCUCUUUACAGGCAACAAGAAGCAGCCUGUUAUUGUACCCAUGUAUGCAGCAGGACUGGGUAUGUUAGAGCCUACCAAGGAACCUCUGAAACCAAUAUCUGCUGCAGAAAAAAUAGCUUCCAUAGGACAGACUACCCCUGUAUCACCAGAGAUGAGCACAUGUACAUCUGAUCAGUUCCAGGAAUCUCUACCACCUGUCCAGUUUGACUGGAGUAGCAGUGGCCUUACUAACCCUUUAGAUGCUAGUGGAGGUUCCACUCUUCUGAACCUUGAUUUCUUUGGGCCCGUGGAUGACAGUAGCUCUAGCAGCACGACCACAAUGCCAGGUGUGGAUCCAGAGUUGUAUGAGUUGACAACUUCAAAACUGGAAACCUCCAAUGCAAGCAGCAAAGUGACCGAUGCAUUCGCAAGGCUCAUGUCCACAGUAGAGAAGGCAAGCACAUCUACAAGGAAGCCUAAAAAGGAAGAACAUCUUAGUGAAGAGGCUGCCAAGGUGAUUUCUAGCCUUCCUGACUUAACUUUCAUGCAUGCCAAGGUGUUGAUGUUCCCAGCCACAUUAACACCUUCAACACGCUGCCAAGAAAAGGUAGACUAAGUGAUGUGAAUUGGACACUUUCUAUUGAUUUUUUUUUUUUCCCCUCUGGGUCAUAAAAAGCAAUCUUGCUUUAAUUAAAAACUUCAAGUUCAGAUGAUUUGUUGGUAAGCAGCACUAGAAAGGUAUACAUAGUAAUGUAUAUUUAUUUACAUACUGGAAUCUAAAUUUAUAUUAGAAAAAAGUGUAAAUAAUUGGGGGUGAAUCUUUUUGAAGAUUUAUUCUUUUUGUUGUGCUGGGAUGUAUACAUUUCUGUCUUUGUGAAAUACACUGGUGUCCUUCUUACAAAACUUUAAAAAUUUAAAAAAAAAAAAAAAUCCAAUCUUCACUCUCUGUGAAAUCCCCUUUCAGUGUUUUCAGAUUGUAUCAAGUGUCUUACUUCUUUUCUGCAUACAUUAAAAUAUUUCAUUUUAACUGAAAAAGUCUAAAAGGUCACAUGGUUUUUUGUUUGGGGUUUUUUUGUGGGGGUUUUUCAACUGUUUCUUUAAAACAGGCAGUUCCUUCUGUUUGAUCAACCUGAAUUUUUUUAUUUGUUUUUUUCUCUCUUCAAACUUUAACAAUAUGGCUAAGACACUAUAUAGCCUUUUGAAAGGUAUAAUGUCAGUACCUUUUUGUGUUAAAUUAUGGAUCGCUGUCUACAUUUAAUCAGUUUGAUUUGGAAAAGAAGGACCAAAACUAUGAAUGUCUUACAAUGAGAUUUCCCUGUUACGGUUUUUGUUUCUUGUACCACUAUUCCUAUGUUUGAUUUUGCACAGUGUAAAAUGACAUAAUCAUAGAUUGCUAUGGUUUAGGCUGUAUAUACAGUAAAAACUAUGGGUUGUAAAUGUUGGGGAAAUUCCUAUGGAAAAAUAAAGCUAUGUAGAAGAACCUCUAACAAGGUUAAUGUGCAUGCCCAAGGUCUUUUGAAAUUUAAGUGUGUAAAUUUCCUUUUAGCUUACACAAAAUAAAAUAAUUUAAAAGA